Vicia faba (fava bean) is the source of this 501-nucleotide messenger RNA. NCBI's taxonomy places the organism in Eukaryota, Viridiplantae, Streptophyta, Magnoliopsida, Fabales, Fabaceae. The record is from the annotation of a GenBank genome assembly.
AUGAAAAGGAAAGUUAUGGCUAUUGAGAAGAUCAAUGCAUAUAUACAAAAAUUAGAUACGAUGGAGAAGAAAUUCAACCCAUUGCCUCAUUUUACUUUGCAUAAUGUGUUAUCACAAAUUUCUCCACAAUUUUAUUCUAAAGAUGAGUUAACACAAAUAGAGAAAAUCAAUCAAAUUCCGUGUCAAGAAGAGAAUUUCUCUCUUAUCUCACAAAGUAAAGUGGAAAGAGUAGAAGUCAACAACAAAAAAAGGUAUCGCUCAAGUAAUGAAGAUAUCAUAUCCGAUGGAGAAAGAAAAGUGAAAUUAAAGUCCGCAAUUAGGAAGCCAAUAAUUCGUAGGGAAGAAACAUUGGUAUCACCACCACCAGAUUUGCCUAGUCAUGUUAAUAACAUGAUCAAAGUAUUGAAUGACACUGAUAUUAAAUAUAUCAUGUAUAAGGAAUUGUUUAAGUAUAAUCUCAACUAUAACCUCAAGCGUCUUUCAAUGCCUUGCAAAAAUUAA